Xiphias gladius (swordfish) is the source of this 3487-nucleotide messenger RNA. It is a transcript of the gene arhgap24, whose product is annotated as Rho GTPase activating protein 24. The transcript has 8 exons. Bases 458 to 2584 code for a protein of 708 amino acids. Gene Ontology annotation, molecular function: GTPase activator activity. Gene Ontology annotation, cellular component: focal adhesion. Lineage: Eukaryota; Metazoa; Chordata; Actinopteri; Istiophoriformes; Xiphiidae. The record is from RefSeq and is a predicted model, not a curated record. Gene Ontology annotation, biological process: negative regulation of Rac protein signal transduction; activation of GTPase activity; signal transduction.
GCUUGCUGUCGGUUUCGUUCGGCCACUCUCUCCUACACUUCUUUUGUGUGUGUCUUUGAAAUGUGCUUCCUCUGCUCUUUCUGCUCCUUUGACAGAAAUACAUGCAGAGGAAAGGCUUCCUGAGAGGCAGACAGACUAGCCUUAGCCUGACCUUGCCUAAAUGCUGCUGAUUGGUGUGUCAUGUCGAUCUGCCUUUGGCUUGACGAAAAAAUGAAGUUUUGCGAAAGAGUUAUAUGAGUUUGAGGAGAAACAAAGGAAGGAGGGGGAGAGUUGGAAGGACAGUAGUAAGUGCAGUGGUGUGUGUUUUAUCAAAAACAGAAGGAGAGAAAUCUAUCUGUGGCACAGAACAAGAACAGAUGAAGAAGUGGCACUGGGGGGCCGGUGGUCAGCAGCGACAGUGUGGCUUUUGCUCCCUGACCCUUCAGCAGAGAAGGGGGCACGUCUUCCUCUGUGCCCCAUGGAUCUUAACUCCAACCCAGGGGGAGACAGAGACCGGAUGACAGCCAACCAUGAGACCUACCUUCUUAUGGCCAGCACCCAGAAUGACAUGGAGGAUUGGGUGAAGACAAUCCGCAGGGUCAUCUGGGCACCUUUCGGUGGAGGGAUCUUUGGUCAGAAGUUGGAGGAGACGGUGCGGUAUGAACGCCGGUUCGGGAACAAGCUCGCCCCUAUGCUGGUAGAGCAGUGUGUGGAUUUCAUCCGGCAGUGGGGCCUCCAGGAGGAGGGCCUAUUCAGGCUGCCUGGACAGGCCAACCUGGUCAAAGAGCUGCAGGAUGCCUUCGACUGUGGAGAAAAACCCUCUUUUGAUUGUAACACAGAUGUACAUACAGUAGCUUCUCUACUGAAGCUGUAUCUCAGAGAGCUGCCGGAGCCUGUCAUCCCCUUCCACAAGUAUGAUGAGUUCCUGGCAUCCGCCAAGCUCCUUGGCAAGGAUGAUAAAAUGGGUAUGAAGGAGUUGAGAAGGCUUGUGGAAGGUCUACCUCCAGUGAACUACAACCUUCUCAAGUACAUCUGCAGAUUUCUAGAUGAAGUCCAGUCAUAUUCAGGAGUGAAUAAAAUGAGCGUUCAGAACUUGGCCACAGUCUUUGGGCCCAAUAUCUUGAGGCCAAAGGUUGAGGAUCCAGUAGCUAUUAUGGAAGGUACUGUUCUGGUCCAGCAGCUCAUGGCCGUUUUGAUUGGCCACCACGAUGUGCUAUUCCCUCACAAUGAGGACAGCCCCACAGCCCUCGAGCUUGUCAACAACAACAACAUCCAACUACCGCGGCGACAAGCCACCACAACUACCUCCACCAUCACCACAGUGUCUCAGAACGCCGAGAACAACAACACACAGGUGGUCCGGCAGUGUGUUUGGGAAACACCCGAGUCUCCCUCGCACCGCCAACACGUAGACAACAGGGGCUCCCCGCGAUCAGCAAGCCCUCGUAAUGGUGUCGUAGGACGCUUUGACAUCACCCGCAGUCCACCGCUGACUGUUAAAAAGAACCCGGCGUUCAGUAAAGGCAGUGGGAUUGUUACAAAUGGUUCCUUCCACUCCUCAGACCCCAAUCAAGAAAAGGGCCAGACUCUGAGUGGAGGUGGGAGUCUACCAGUCCGGCGCAGUGGGACGCUCAAAGGCUCAGGCACAAAAAUGGGCACCAGUGGUGUAGCAAGUGGAAGCAGCACUGGAGGGAACGGGACUGGAGUUGUGCGCAUGGGCAUUUCGGGCACUGAUGUGGUCACAGGGAGUCUGAACGGCCGCAAUGGCCUUUGGGUACCAAAUGGCUGCGUCACAUUACGGGGGAACAAUAAGACGCACGACUGCUCCAAUGGGGAACAAACAACCAAUCAGAAUCGUCUGUCCACAUAUGAUAAUGUCCAGUUAAACCACCAGAACCUGCAUCUGCAGAACCAGAUAACCAGCACGUGUCUGAACAGCAGCUGUGAGGACAAACAGAGCGUAGACAGCGCCACCUGGUCCACCUCCUCCUGUGAAAUCUCUCUUCCUGACAACUCCACUUCCUGUCGUUCCUCCACCACUACCUGUCCUGAGCAGGACUUCUACGGAGGUCACUAUGAAGACUUGGAUGGACAAGCACAGGAUAAUGAACCUCCCCAGUCUGGUGGAGGAGGAGGAGAGGGGGAGGGCAGAAUCAGCAACAGGGAAGGAGGUGGAGAUGGAGCUGGGAGGAGCAGUCGGGGCACCAGCAGUAGUGAUAAUAGUGAUGGUUUCACUGUUGGUAAUGGACCCGGCAGCCACAGCGCUCUGCACAGCUUAGUGGCCAGUCUUAAGCAGGAGAUGCACAAGCAGAAGAUUGAGUAUGAGGCCAGGAUAAAGAGCUUGGAGCAGCGCAACCUUGAGCUGGAGACAGAAAUGAUGAGCCUCCACGAGGAGCUGGACCAGGAGAGGAAGAAGUAUACCAUGGCGGAGAUCAAGCUGCGCAACGCUGAGCGCGCCAAGGAUGACGCGGAGCGGCGAAAUCAGAUGCUGCAGAAAGAGAUGGAACAGUUUUUCUCCACAUUUAGUGACCUCACCGCAACUGGCAACACCACAGCCGCCGACCCCCGCCGACCAGAUCGAAACAACCCCAUCUGGAUACAGUGAAGGAAGCAAGGGAAUGUGGGCUGAAAUGCUAGGGAAGACUGGAAAUUGUUAAUUAUAUGAUGUGAACAUGAUGCAGGCUCCAAACAGGUUUUGGCUGCUCGUUGUAGAAGGCAAGUUGGGAAGUUAAAUUGCAAAGGUCAAGGGCAUGUUUUAAUUUAAGAAAUAAGAAAUAAGUGGUGUACGGCUAAUGCAAGCCACCUGUAUAAAUAUAGACAUCACCUGGAGUGAUGUCAAAGUGACAGUAUUUGUAAAUACAGCAAUAUUUAAACAGUUUUCAGACACUCUACAACCUUCUUAUAAACUUGUGGUACUCACUCAUCUGACUUGGAGGUGGAGGGAAGGGACAGUACACCGUAGUCUCUGAUGAUGUACAGUACUACUAUUAUUUUAUAUUAGCUCCCAGAGCCAGAUAGGAGGGAAGGCAAAACAUUUAAAAAGAUUGUGUUCGUCAAAGAAAUAAAAACAAUAGAAUAAAUUACCAACUUUGGACCUGAAAACAGCUGAAGACCAUGCCAAAAGUCCUCCAUAUCUUACUUUCCCUUUUUAAAAUCGAACCAAAAACCAUCGUAUUGUUCCAUGUAAUUCUGUAACUGCUAAUGUACAUAGAGGGAAGCAAUGCAGAAAAACACAGCAUCCUACGUAUGUAAAGAGAAAUGAAAGUAGUACUUAAAUGUUUAUCUGAUAUUUAAGCAAAGUUAUCAAUGUGUGAUACUUUAUAUUAAGAUUUUUUCCUUGCACUUACAUGUCUGUUUAGUGUCUCAGCAAGGUGGUACUGAAUGUUCUGUCGGUCAAUGUGUGUAUCAUUUAAAUUGGACAAUAUACUGUAUAUGUGCCUGUGCUUCUGUGCUGUUACAAUUACCCCAUGACCAAAAAAAAAAAAAGAGCCUUUACUGUAAAUAUUUU